UAGAGGCAAGAAUAUCUCAAUAUUAAUUGGUGUAGAUUAUUAUUAUGAAAUCGUUUCAGGCAGAAUAAAAAGAUUAAAUAACAAACUGGUAGCGACUGAAACAAUUUUUGGUUGGUGCUUGCAAGGUCACGUAGGUUUAUCAAAUGAUUUAAUGACCAUGAAGAUUGUAGUAGAUGAAAAGGAUAUUUCGGACCAACUUAAACAAUUUUGGGAUCUUGAGAAUUUAGGGGUAGAAGGGGUUGAAGAGGAUGAUUUCGAAAAACAUACUGUAGAUAAAGAAAUUAUGAAACAAUUUGAAGAAAAUAUUGUUUAUCAAAAUAAAAGAUAUACUGUAAAGUUUCCUUGGAAAACAAAUAUGAAAGAAUAUUUAGCUAAUAACUUUGAAGUGGCUAAAAGGAGGUUUUCGCAUUUAAAAUCAAAAUUUAUUAAAGAUAAUUCAUUGUUUUUAGAUUAUAAAGCUGUUAUUGAAGAUCAUUUAAAAGAAGGUAUCAUUAAGAAAGUUAUAACAUGUGAAGAAGAAAAACCUUCAUUUUAUUUGCCUCACAGGGCGGUAAUAAGGGAAGAUAAAACUACCACUCGUUUGAGAGUGGUAUUUGACGCAAGUUCUCAUGCGAAAGGACAGUUGUCGUUAAAUGAUUGUUUACAUACUGGUAUCAAUCUCAUUCCAGAUCUUUUUGAGAUUUUAAUAGGUUUUAGAGAACAGGCUGUUGCCAUAACUGCCGACAUAAAGAAGGCCUUUCUGCAAAUACAGAUUGCCGAAGAAGAUCAGAAUUAUACUAGUUUCUUCUGGACGGAAGAUCCGGAAAAGGAAGAAGAGGAAAUUUUCAAGAUGACUCGAGUUCUUUUCGGUGUCAAAUCAAGCCCCUUUCUCCUUGCAGCUACAAUCCAAUACCAUCUAAAGAGAUGGUCUCUCAUCCAGUCUCUUAGAUCCAAAUUUUGGAAAAGAUGGAGUCAAGAAUAUCUCAACUCCUUGCAGUCUCGAGCUAAAUGGAAACUACCUGAACUGAACAUCAAACCCGGACAGCUGGUACUCCUGAAGGAUAAUAGCAAGAGCCCCAUGGAAUGGAACUUGGCCCGAAUUGAAAGGAUAUAUCCUGGAACAGAUGGACUAGUCCGUGUCGCAGACAUCAGAACCCCUAAAGGAAUUUUUCGGCGAAGUAUCAACAGACUCUGCCCACUCCCUUUCGAAGAAGGUGUUGGACAACUGUCCAACGGGGGCCGGGAUGUUCCGUCUUAGAGACGCCUUUCCCCUAUUCCAGCUGUAGUCAUCAGGAAACCGGCGCAUGCGCAGUUUCUGUUGAACUUUGAUACGCUUCUUUUUUAUUACUUUAUGAUUCAGAAUUUUGUAAUGCCUAUUAGAGAUGUAACGGAUGUGUCUCCUGUUGCUGUGUGUGCGCGUGCUUUUGUGAUGUUAUGUUAAUGUGCUUCAGAUGUCUUCGUCAG
Argiope bruennichi is the source of this 1443-nucleotide messenger RNA. RefSeq lists its product as uncharacterized. Bases 152 to 1237 code for a protein of 361 amino acids. The record is from RefSeq and is a predicted model, not a curated record. The transcript is spliced from 2 exons. Lineage: Eukaryota; Metazoa; Arthropoda; Arachnida; Araneae; Araneidae.